Molecule: messenger RNA, 2842 nt
Organism: Salvia splendens (bonfire salvia)
Lineage: Eukaryota; Viridiplantae; Streptophyta; Magnoliopsida; Lamiales; Lamiaceae
Product: probable disease resistance protein At1g58602
Exons: 3
Coding region: 131-2743 (870 amino acids)
Biological process (GO): defense response to other organism
Molecular function (GO): ADP binding
Source: RefSeq, a predicted model, not a curated record
UCCUACUACAAAAUAUCAUACGUAUAAAAUUAUACCAAAUGUCCCUUCUUAAACAUACAAAAUUUUUCUAUAUAUAGUAUUUGAAAUCCUAGCUACGCUCACAUAGAAAUCCAACACAUCCGACGUAGAGAUGGAGGUAGUCGCAUCAACGGUGCGACUGCUGGCCGAUUUGCUGCUGCAUAAGAUAUAUUUCCUUCGAUCCGUCCAGGGAAAGGUGGAGCUACUCAAGGACGAGCUCAAGCGCAUCCAAUGCUACCUCAAAGACGCCAACCAGAAGCAGGCCGACAACGAAGGAAUCCGCAACUGGAUAUCCGAGAUCCGAGAGGUUGCUCUCGACUCGAGAGACGUCGUCGAGAUGUUCAUCCUCAAAGUCGAGAGCAAAUCCCGUCUCGGAAUGUUAUCCGCCAUCCCCAAGCACAUGCACUACGACAAAAAAGUAGGGAAAGAAAUCGACGCGAUCCAGGAACGGCUGCGGGCAAUCCACAGGAACCGCCUGAGCUACGGGAUCAGGGAUCUCGGGGAGGAUGUGGAAUCGGUUUCCGGAUGGAGAGUCGAAUCGCGGAGGCGGAUGCCGGUUUGGAAAAAGGACGAGCAUUUGGUGGGCGUGGCAGAUGAUAUGCAGAAGCUGGAAUCUAUUCUACAGGAAUCGAUUCUAGAUGAGGAGAAGAGGGAACUGCUCUCGGUUGUGGUCGUCGAGGGCAUGGCCGGGAUUGGGAAAUCAACUGUUGCUCGGAAAAUAUACAACGGUGUUGCUGGAAGAUUCGAUUGUCGUUGCUGGGUUGUGGUUUCUAGUGGGUUUGAUCCGAGGGAGACAGUUAAGCAGCUGAUCAUGCAGUUGCCGAGGUCGCCGCGGCUGAAAGAUGAAAUCAGGAAAAUCGAGAAGUCAACGACGGAUGAGAAGGAUCUUCUUGAAAAGCUUCAAGAGAUGCUCCAUGAACAGCUCAAGGGAAAAACGUAUUUCAUAGUUCUUGAUGAUUUGUGGGAGAAAGAACACUGGGAAGCUCUGAGACAUGCCUUCCCAGAUAAACAAGAUAAACCAAGUAGAUUACUAAUCACAACUCGCAACAAGACUAUUACAAAGUAUGUUAACUAUGCCCUCGAGAUGAAGGUUCUAGACCUCGACCAGAGCUGGGAACUGUUCAUGAAGAAGGCAUUCAUCCACACCGAACACCCCCAAUGUCCCGAAGAACUUGAGCCCAUCGGCCGAGAAAUUGUGGAGAAGUGCAACGGACUUCCUCUAGCCAUCACUGUGAUCGGAGCCUUACUAGUCGAACCACACACGAAGAGACGAUGGGAAGAGGUCUUAGAACAAGUGAACUCACAUUAUGGAAGAGCAGCAGGCAGCAGAAUAUCAACCAUUUUGGAGUUAAGUUACCAAAACCUGUCUCCCCAAUUGAAAUCAUGCUUCUUGUGCCUCGCAUGCUUUUAUGAAGACGCAAACAUCCCUGUGAAGCGGCUGAUCCAUAUAUGGGUUGGACACGGGCUAAUCCGUCAUGAAGGAAGAAGAACUGUGGAUGAGGUCGCAAGAGGCUAUUUGGACGAGUUGAUCGAUCGAAACAUGGUUCAAAUCAAGGAUUUAACCAUGGAUGGCCGUGUUAAAAACUGCCAUUUACAUGAUCUUUUCCGAGAAGUGUGUUUGGAGAAAGCGAAAGAAGAAUUAGGGUUUCAGAUCCUCGAGAAGGGGGAGGAGGAGGAGGCGAUGACGAGGAUGACAAAGCCUCGUCGUCGCAUUGUCUAUGGUAAGAACCUCGAUACGCUAUCGUGGGAUCAGACCCGCCAUCUCCGCUCUCUCUUCGUCAUCAAUUCCCACUCUGACGGCUUCAGCGAUGUCUGUGUGAAAACCCCAUUCCGUUUCUGGAAGAGUUUUCAGUUGCUCGAGAUACUCUACCUUGAAGGCGUUGGCUGGCGCGAUUUCCCUCGCUCAUUCCGCUCGUUGAUCGGGUUGAGGUACCUUAGAAUCCAGUCCGGAUCCGUUGAGAGGAUCCAGAUCCCCGGGUGGUUCGAUCACCUCGAAAAACUCGAGAUUCUCGAAGCUGGGAGCGAGAAUCUCGAGUUACCACACACCACUCCCGUGAUGGAGCGGCUGCGCUACUUCAGCGCAGCUCACGUCCAUGGACUGACAACGAUGGAGAACUUGAAACACGUGGAGACUUUGAAAUACAUCAGCGUAGACGACUUGCUACGGUGCAAGUCUCCCUCGACCUGUCCUGUUCGAGAACUGGGUCUGUUUCUCGACCAGGAGAAAGAGGGAAACGUGCUCAGGAGAGCGCGGGUGUCGAUGGAAGAGAUGACGAAUCUCGUGAAGCUGGAGCUGAUGUGGGAUCUGUGGCUGUCGAUCGAGCCAGCGAUGAUCCCUCAUCUCGCGGGCCUCGCGAAGCUGAAGCUGCGAGGCAGGAUGAGGAGGUGCCCGGAUCCAGACGUGUUCCCGCCAAAUCUUAGGUCUCUGACGCUCGCGGAGACGUAUUUAGAGGAGGAUCCGAUGGCGGAGCUGGGCAAGCUGCCGAAGCUAGAGCACCUAAAGUUAAUUGGCUACGCGUACUUGGGCGAGAGGAUGACAGUAUUGCAAGGGGGCUUCCUCGGCCUCAAAGGGCUCUCCAUUAAGGAUACGUAUUUGUUGAAAGGGAUUGAUGUGGAAGAAGGUGGAAUGCCGCAACUCAAACUACUCCGCCUCCGUCAUUGCCCGGCCUUGAAAACUAUGAAUUUGCCCCAACGAAUUCUUGCAUCAUUGUCAUCUACAUGUUGAUACUGUAAAAUUGCAAUGUUAUGAUGUCUUAGUUCAAAUGUUCAAUGUAUAAUAAGUAGUAGUACUAAAAAUAAUAUCAGCACCGUGCUUCAACGCUAG